Messenger RNA from Emiliania huxleyi CCMP1516, 771 nucleotides. RefSeq lists its product as hypothetical. Gene Ontology annotation, molecular function: magnesium ion binding; ribose phosphate diphosphokinase activity. The transcript is spliced from 3 exons. The annotation marks the transcript as partial. The record is from RefSeq and is a predicted model, not a curated record. Gene Ontology annotation, cellular component: cytoplasm; ribose phosphate diphosphokinase complex. Lineage: Eukaryota; Haptophyta; Isochrysidales; Noelaerhabdaceae. Gene Ontology annotation, biological process: 5-phosphoribose 1-diphosphate biosynthetic process; purine nucleotide biosynthetic process.
GCCAUUGACGCGGAGGACGCCGACGGCGAAACGCACCUCCGCCUGCCAUGCAACGUGCGGCUGCGCGACACGUACGUGGUGGCGUGCCUGGGCGGCGCGGGCGUCAACCGCUUCUUCGUGGAGCUCUCGCUCAUCGUCUCCGGCCUGCGCCGCGCGAGCGCCGCGCGCAUCACCGCAGUGCUGCCGUACUACGCGUACGGGCGGCAGGCGCGCAAGCACACGUCGCGCGUUCCCAUCUCGGCGGCGGACGUUGCGUCGCUGCUGGAGGAGAUGGGCGUCGACGGCGUGCUCACGCUCGACCUGCACAAGGAGGAGAUCGCCGGCUUCUUCUCGCCGCGCUGCCACUUUGCCUCCGCCUCGUGCCAGCCCGCCGCCGCGCGCUACCUGCACACGCAGCGCCAACUUCGGCGGCCGGUGGUCGUCGCGCCGCACGCGUCCGGCGUGACGCUCGCAAAGGCCUUCUUCGACUCGCUCGCGGAGCUGCACGCGCGUCGUCGGGGGUUCCGCGAUUGCACGCGUCGGUGUGAGGCCAUGCCUGCUUGGAUAAUCAGGCACCUGGAGCUCAUCGGGGAGGUGCGAGGGCAGGACGCGAUCAUCGUCGACGACAUCAUCGACUCGGGAAAGACAAUCGCACGCUGCUCCGAGGCGUUGCUCGAGGCGGGCGCUGCCCGAGUCUUCGCCGUCGCCACCCACGGCAUCUUCUCGGAGGAGUCGCUCCGCAUCAUCGCCGUCUCCGACGUGACGACGGUGGUCGUGGCCAACCUCGGGCCC